This is a messenger RNA of Ictidomys tridecemlineatus (thirteen-lined ground squirrel), 814 nucleotides long. NCBI's taxonomy places the organism in Eukaryota, Metazoa, Chordata, Mammalia, Rodentia, Sciuridae. The record is from RefSeq and is a predicted model, not a curated record.
GGAGCUGUCUUCACGAGUCUCUGUCUCCUCUUUUGAGGACACAUCCUCCUAGACCAGGGCUCUGUCCAGAGUGCCUUCAUCUUAAUUGGAUUCCAUGUGCAAAGACCCUCUUUCCAAAUAAGGCCCCAUUCGUGGGCUUUGAGGGUCAGGACUCACUUCAGCAUCUCUUUUCAGGGAACAGAGUUCCACCUGUAACACUUCCCAUUCUUCUUCUCCUGCAGACAACAGUCCUGAGACCCGGGCUAAAGUGAAAUUUGUCCAGGACACUUCCAAGUAUUGGUACAAGCCUGAGAUCUCCAGAGAGCAAGCCAUCGCACUCCUUAAGGAUCAGGAGCCAGGGGCCUUCGUCAUCCAUGAGAGCCACUCCUUCAGGGGGGCCUAUGGGCUGGCCAUGAAGGUGUCUUCGCCUCCUCCGACCAUCAUGCAGCAGAAUAAGAAAGGAGAUCUGGCCCAUGAGUUGGUGAGACAUUUCCUAAUCGAGACUGGCCCCAGAGGAGUCAAGCUCAAGGGCUGCCCCAAUGAGCCGAACUUUGGCUCCCUGUCUGCCCUGGUCUACCAGCACUCCAUCAUCCCUCUGGCUCUGCCCUGCAAGCUCGUCAUUCCAAACCGAGACCCCACAGAUGAAUCCAGAGAUAGCUCGGGCCCUGCCAACUCGACCUCUGACCUGCUGAAGCAAGGAGUGGGUGAGUGGUCCCUGGAGACUGGACCCCUGCCCACGCCCUUCUUUCCACCUUCCUGCCUGGGCCUCCUGCAGGUGCAGGUGGAAGUCUGCCAGGCCCAGAGGUCUCCAGGCAGAUUAUGUUCCUCUGUGUAG